This is a messenger RNA of Pectinophora gossypiella (pink bollworm), 912 nucleotides long. RefSeq names its product ribonuclease P/MRP protein subunit POP5 (gene Pop5). Gene Ontology annotation, biological process: tRNA 5'-leader removal. Gene Ontology annotation, molecular function: ribonuclease P RNA binding. The record is from RefSeq and is a predicted model, not a curated record. Gene Ontology annotation, cellular component: ribonuclease P complex. Lineage: Eukaryota; Metazoa; Arthropoda; Insecta; Lepidoptera; Gelechiidae. The transcript has 2 exons. The coding region runs from base 388 to 858 and encodes 156 amino acids.
UUGUUGACCAUUGACGAAGCUUGGUCUUUGUGACGAAGUCAUGAAACUGCAUAAAAGUAACCAAGUGCGCCGGAGGUUCGUGUUGCUCUAUGAAGCAAGCAAGCAAUCAUAUUAAUAUUAAAAUCAAAGACCAAGGAUUAAAAUCAACAGGUUUCUGAAUGAUUACAAGUGUCAAAAGUCUGGCCUAAAGUUCUAUGUAACCAGGCCAAAAAUUCCAAAAAAAAACAAAAAAAGUGUCAAAAGUCAAAACUUUAAUCGAGCGAGUGCAAGUAGCAUGCCGAAUUGUUAAAAUCCUGUUUUGUAUUUAUCAAUCAUAAUUAAUCAAGAAUUGAAUUAAAGAUAACAAAUAUUUCAUUUCUACUAAUUAUAAUAUAUCUCGGUAUAAUAAUGGUCCGGUUUAAGAAUAGGUAUGUUACUGUGACUAUAGCAUCACCUACAGUUCCUGAAAAUAAACCUCUCAGUUUGAAAUCGAAAAUAUUCCAUGACACUGUUCUUACUAAGAUUCAACAGUUGCACGGAGACUUUGGUAUUGCAUCUGUUAGAACUGGCUUCUUAACAAAAUAUUGUAAUGAAAAUACUAGAAUUGCAAUACUGAGAUCUAGACAUGGACCUCAUAGAUUUGUUACAAGUAGUCUUCCGUUUAUUACAAAAAUUGGGAAAUUAGAUGUCAGUAUUAAAACGCUACAUGUAGGAGCAACAUUAAAACACAGCUUUAAAUUUAUACAGAAGUAUCAAAGAGCAUACUUGGACAAUAUGUGGGCAACACUUAAGACUGAAGAAGAAAGGAAAAUGUUGGAAGCUGCAGUAAUGGACUUUACUAAGACAGAUGUGGCAAUAAAUAUAGACAACAUUUCUUAAUUAACAUGUUUUACUUGUUAAUCCUUCUUGACAAAUAUAAAAUUAAAUUACCUA